Caenorhabditis auriculariae is the source of this 4808-nucleotide messenger RNA. The record is from the annotation of a GenBank genome assembly. Lineage: Eukaryota; Metazoa; Nematoda; Chromadorea; Rhabditida; Rhabditidae.
AUGAUCACUUCUCAUUUUCUGGUUGUAGAACAAUCGUUUUCCUUGGAGGGGGCCCAGUUUUGCGAUCAGUACGGCAAUCCCGUCGUCUUCAGUACGGCUCCGGAGAUUGAACCACAACAAAUUGUGAUAGUGAGGCGAUUUUGUCAUAUCUUUCUGCUAUCUUCUACACCUUCAGGCCGACUGCGAUAAUGAGCCUUCUGAUUCGACUUCAAGGGUCAGAAUCGACAGUGACGGGCAGCAAAUCUCCCAUUUCUCACAUUUGCCGAUGAAAACGUCGCUGCAACAGAUUCAACACCAAACUCAACAUUUGGAGACUGAGACUGACUCUCAAUCGCUGCAAGGAUUCGAAAAAGAGCCGCAAGAGGAACAAGUGAUUCAGCUCGACGAUGAUUCUCAGGCCGUCCAAAUUUACGUUGAUCCGACCACCAAGCAGCACUAUGCAGCCAUUGAUGGUAAACUGCGACGUUACCCAUUACCAGCUCUUAAAAAAUACGGAAAAGCCCAAAUUUAAAUUGUAGGCGUUUACACAUUUAUUCAGUGCUCAAACAACAUUUUAUGCGGAGUCGUGGAAUCUUUGAAGAAUCUUUUAUCGGUUCUCGUCUUUGAUCAAAAAUCAUCAGCAUCAUUGUUCAAUACGAAUAAUGAUGCGGUUUAAGGGCUGAUAUGACCUCUAGCAGAAACAAUUUACAAACAGGGAAUGAUAAGAAUUCGAAAAAACGGUGUUUUCUAAAUUAGUUUUGAAUUUUUUGCUCACUGGAAAGGUAAAUUAAAUUGAUUGCAAGAAAGAGAAAACAGUUUGAAAAAUGGAUUAGAUGUGAUAAAAAGAUACUUCAUAUCUUUGUUUGUUCCAGGUCCCAACGGAACACAAUUGUACGCAGUUGUCAUCGCCAGUGAAGGCGGUUCAUUCACAUUUCGAGACGGCGUGAGUUCUUUCGAAGCGGACCAAAAGACAAAAUCACGUUGACAGUUGGACGCCCAGGCGAUAGAGUCAGAGCCGGGCACUCAGUUGGUCGAUUCGGUUCCGGAAACGUGCGCUGCCGAAACAUCUAACGAACAAGACGCAUCAAGUUUUUUUUUACUGAUCAUGAAAUUUUUCGGAAUGAUAGUGGGUGCUUUGACGGCCAAUAAGAUGUAGUCUGUUCAUAAUUUGAACGUCAAAUACAACGACGUCAUUCGGAAACGCAGUCUUAUUGGUUUAUCGCGUCAUUAGGGGCGUGGUUUAAGCAACGAUUUGCAAUUUGAAAUCUGACAGACCAUAUGUCUAAUACUGCAAAUGACUUUCCCGUUCAGAAUCCAGUUUAUUUGCUUUUCCUUUUUUAAACAUUCAUUGAGAUGUUUUUCGGCAUGUUAUAUAGUGCGGGCGUUUACAAAAGGCGACCACUCUUUCUCUGCUCCAUGAAAAAAAUUAAUAAAAUACGGACGUUGUUUAAAUUUUUUUAUUAUUAUUUCAAAAAUUCAACGAAAUUAUAAUUUCUCGAUAGCUUUUUUGAUCCGUAUAAUGGCGCCUCUUUCGUUUUUUUUUUUAUACUAUCGUUUUUCAACUCAUUAUUUAAAAUUUAUUUUUUUUCUCAUGUUCAAUUUUUUUCCACCUAAUUUCUGGUUUGAUACAGCUUUCUUGAACUGCUGAAAAUCGUAUUGAAAAUUUCUAAUGAGAAACCAAAAUUUUUUUUGGAAAUUAAAAAAAAUGUAUAGUAAUGAAUUCAUCAAUUUCGUAGUACUUUAAAAAAAGAAAAGAUAGGGAAAAAAAAAUGCUAAUUUCGAAAAAAAGUACCAAAUUGAUGGUAGAAAGGAAUUUCGGGUUCCCGAAUAUUCGUGAGCGUUAAUUGUGCAUACACCAAUCUUAGAGGCUCGAAUCUUUGAAAAUUUGAAUCUUUGCAAAACGAUUCUUGGGAAUAUUCACCUAUUUUUCUGGUUUUUUUAUAAUUUUUUUCCAAUGUUUUUUUGUUAACAGAAGUUGAUGGAGAAUAUAUACAGAGUGAAUGAGAAUGUGGUAGCCGUUCUGCAGCGAAUAUUUGACUACUUGUAUGCGAGAAAGACGCAUUGUUUGAUAAAAAGUUAGUUGAAAAAAAUCAUACAGUGUUCAUUUGUGGUCGAAACACGGCAUCUUCAAAACGGCAAAACGACAAAGAAAAAAAGUAGGAAAAAAAGGAAGGAAAUUCAAAAAAGAUGGGAAUAUUCCCAAGAAUCGUUUGCAAAGAUUCGAGCCUCUAAGAUUGGUGUAUGCACAAUUAACGCUCACGAAUAUUCGGGAACCCGAAAUUCCUUCCUACCAUCACCAAAUUAAAUAAGAUUGAAAAAAGCCUGUAUUUUAUAAAUUAAAAGAAAAGCACAAAAAAAGCGUUCGCAUUUUGUAAACGCCCGCACUUUAUAGCAUGCCAUGUCGUGCUAAAAAAAAUUGAAAACUUGAAAAAUAAGAAGAAUUUUGACCUUUUUUGCAACUUUCGCCGCCGUAAUUUUCAAUCUGAAAGUGAAACACCUUCCGUGGGCCAAAAAUCGUUCACUGUCGUUAUUUCAGACCGUAAUUUUUUGUUGUUGAAAAUUUUAAGAUCUAUUAAAUUUAUAGGUUCGCCAGCUACCAAUCGGCAAAGCCGAAGAAGAGUGUUAUCAUCACAAUCCAAGAAAGAAUCACAAACGCCCUCAACUCCAAAUAGCCGCUUAACCAAACGUGCGCCUGGAAAAACUCGUCAUUCCUGAAAUUUCUUGAAACCCCCAUCUCUGGUUAACGGCGUAUUCACACAAUAAAGUCACAGUGCCCUUUCAAAUUUAGUCGGGUUAGGCUCACUCUCAAUCGAUAAGUGAUAUACAGAGUCUAACUUCGUGACAUUUCAGUCAUAUUUUUGUGCACACGGAUAAUAUCUUUAUUCGCGAAAGCUUAGGAAGUUUAAUAAGUAUGCUGUCAGAUCGCUUACCAAUGCUUUACCAUGUGUACUAUAUAUGGACUUACUGUGUGGAUACCUCGAUUAAACUUUGAUAUAUAACGCUUUACUAUGCUGAUUAUUGGGAAAUUAUUGUAAUCCUUUCAAAGGAAUCAGAUCUCACGUCACUGUUUCUUAUGGUUUGGGGCGCGCGUCUUUUCUUUUUCAUCUUUCCAUGUACCAUUUAUAGUCAAUGUUUCCCGACUUGAAAGGCGAAGGAGGCGCGGCGAGGGGCGGAACGCGUAGCGUGUGCGUUCGCGGUUCUUGGCACGUGUUCAAUUCGGCAUGUUCUAAAACACGAGCGGUUGUGGGGCACGAGCGGCACGACCGUUACUAAAUCACGAGCGGUUUCAUUUUCGCUCUUUCGCGAACGCUUCUAAAUCACGAGCGUUUUUGGCUUAUCGUUCUGUUCGAGCGUUUCAUUCUUUUUUUUUUCGUAAAUUUCGUAUUUUUUUUUUCUCGUUUCAUGAUAAAUAUUUUCAAAGCUUGGAAACGAAUAAAUUUUUUGGUAGUAUCUCCAAAACUAUUCUAGCGGGUAAGAGGAGAAUAAAAUAUGAAUGGCAUCAAUUCGAAUAUGAGAUUCUAUUACCAGAAAAAAAUUUUUGAGAGAAAGUAUUAGAAAAAUUUGCUAUACGCAAAAUUUGAGAAAUAUUGACUUUCAUGCGAGACGUCUGUGAAAUAUUAGUUUAUCAUACGCAAAAUCUGUGAAAUAUUGAAUAUGAAAAAUCAGAUGAAAUUAUAUAACAAAUUGAGCGAAAAAAUGUGCAUAUAAGAUCGUCAAAAUUUUCAUUCAAGGAGAAAAAGAAGGUAGAAAUAUGAAAAAAAAAACACACACUUGGAUGGUAAUAAAGAAAAUGAUUAAAAUGAAACGCUCGCGGUUUAGAAACGCUCGAACAGAACGAUAAGCCAAAAACGCUCGUGAUUUAGAAGCCUUCGCGAAGGAGCGAAAAUGAAACCGCUCGUGAUUUAGUAACGGUCGUGCCGCUCGUGCCCCACAACCGCUCGUGUUUUAGAACAUGCCGUUCAAUUCAAUUGCCGCCGACUAUUAAAAAAGCUCGGCAACCGCUCUUUUUCAAUGUUUUCUACUAUUUUUUGAUGCACACAUGAACAUAAUCAAUAAAUGAUUGAAAAAGGAAUGAAAAGAGCGAAAAACAGGAUUUUCAAAGAGUCGAUGGCGGUUGAAUUGAUGCCGUGUUCAAAGUAAUUUCCGCGAAAUGCGAAAUGGUCUCUGACCCUCCAAAAUUCAGUUGUCUUUUUCUUUCUCUGACGGCUAUUUUGAAUUUCGCGGAAUCACUUUGAACACGGCAUGAACACGUGCCAAAGACCGCGAACGCACACGCUACGCGUCCCGCCCCUUGCCCCGCCUCCCUCGCCUUUCAAGUCAGGAAAUAUUGACUAUACCACUUCGUGAUAUAAUUUCUUUUUUUAGCUCACUUCGUCUUUCUGCGUUUGUGUUAAACGUUUUUUAGCACUCGAUAAUCCUUUGUUAUUUGAACAAAGCUUUUUGAAAAUUGAUUGUUUCAAAGUAUUUUCGAAUUAAUUCCCUUUUUUUCACUGAUUUUUAAUAAAAGAUUAUUCACAAAAUAUUUGAAGAUUUUAACCUUGCGAAGAGGUUUCUAGCCAUCUUUUCAAUAUUUGAUCACCAUUGAAAUUAUUCCAAAAUAAAUGAAGGUAUCGACGCAUCAGUCAAUAAAUUUAAAAAAAUUUUUUUGUUACCUCUAUUGACCUUCAUUCGGUGAGAUAGCUAUAGCUGAUUCACGGCUGGCUUCAGCCAUCGAAAAAAUGGUCCUCACACGCAGGCUUGUGCGAAGGCCGACCCGUCAACCUCUCGGCCCCCCGGCCAUUUCCCAAGCCCGGCCCACGACGUUACCACAUAGUGGAAGCGGAGCGUAA